This is a messenger RNA of Neocloeon triangulifer, 2359 nucleotides long. RefSeq names its product nibrin. Gene Ontology annotation, biological process: double-strand break repair via homologous recombination; mitotic G2 DNA damage checkpoint signaling. Gene Ontology annotation, cellular component: Mre11 complex. Lineage: Eukaryota; Metazoa; Arthropoda; Insecta; Ephemeroptera; Baetidae. Gene Ontology annotation, molecular function: protein binding; damaged DNA binding. The coding region runs from base 186 to 2162 and encodes 658 amino acids. The record is from RefSeq and is a predicted model, not a curated record. The transcript is spliced from 9 exons.
ACAGAGCGGAAAGGAAUUGGAAGAGGCAGGAAAAAGGACAUGUGUUUUGUACUGCUUUGCCGCCAGACAGCACUAAAAUAAGCGUUUUUGGACGGAUUUAUCUAUUAAUUAGUUCCAUUGAGACGCGCAACCUACAAUUGCAAAUGUCUGAAGACAUUUAACAUCCAGGCAGACACGAAGACAGUAUGUUGUUCUUCUCUCGAGAGCGCACUGAAGAAAGAGUCCAUCUCUUGGCAGGCGUUACAUACACAGUUGGAUCACAGUCGUCUGACUUCCCUUUGCAGCAAGAUGGAAAAUUCGACAAGUCCAUCAGCAGGACCCAUUCCAAAAUUUCUGUUAAUUUUGCCGUCCAAAACUCCGUCUUGACUUAUGAAUGUACAGAAACAAUUCCACCUACCAUCACACUAAUAGAUCACUCAAAAUAUGGAGUCUAUGUCAAUGAUGGAAUUGAAACAAAAGAGAAGACGAAGACAGAAGUUGUACUGAGUUGUGGAGACAAAGUUCGGUUUGGUUUACAGUGGAAUAUUUUUAGUCUCAACCAUGAACCCUUAAUUGUGUUGGUCACAACAGGAGAUGAUAGAUUGUCCAUUGGUGGGAGCGUGUGGAAACUUUGUGGCUACACCUUAGACGUCUGUAACUAUGACAUCUCACACACUCAUUUCUCCACAAAUGAAGUGACCAUGACCCCUCAGUUGCUAUGCAGCCUUUGCAAAAAUGUUCCGAUCGUGAAACUUUCAUAUUGGGACCAGCUGCUGAAGGCUGUCAAGGAUAAGUCUGAUUUUCCAGCUACUGAAGACUUUGUUCCAACCAUAAGUGAUCCUCAAAUCACCUCAAGCUUUUUGAAACACAACGAAAAACGUUGCAAGUUGUUCAAAGACAAGACGUUCAUUUUCACAGAUUUCUUGGUCUACCAGAAAUAUAAGGAGGUUGUUGAAUGUGCUGGUGGAGUGCCUUCCAAAUGGCAGUGCUGCACUUUGCCUGUAGAGGAAAUAAUGAAAAGUGACGAGUAUGUUGUGAUUGGUGGCCCUCGAAACUACAAUUCAGACGAGUCGACUAAAUCAAAAUCCAUCAAUAUGAAAAGACUUGUAAAGCUCCAAGAAAAAUAUGGUUAUCGGAAAAGGUUUGUUCCUGUAGAAGAGAUCGGAAUGGCCAUUUUGAAGUGUGACGCUGACACUUUCUGCAACCCUAAUUUCAAACCAUCCACCCUGAUCAGGCCUCGCAAGUCCAUGGUAGAUGACAAGAAAGGAAACAUUUUGGUGCCGGACACACAAGAUACGCCCUCAACUUCAAGCAAAGUUGCUCACGGAAACAUGGUUGUUCUGGAAACUGUUGAGGAUGAAUUCGACUUUGAAGAAUCGCUGAUUACUUUUCGAGAAACAACAACUGCCUCAACUAGCAAAUCUCAAAGCAAGAGACCUGCACAGGGAAAAACACAAUCCUCGCCUGUGGCUAAAGUGGCAAGGAUGGAUGUGGCAAGACCAAGCACAAACCGUCAAGCUCCAGAUCCAGAUGAUAGAGAGCAGGAAGAUGAUCCAUUUGAAUUUGACCUGAGCACUGCCCUGUGCAAACCCACAGUUGAAAAGAGUCAGGUGGAAUUUUCUCAACAAGAUGAAGAAACUCCGAGCACCCCUGGAGCCAAUCGGAAAAGGGCAAGGAUCGAAUCAAGCUCCGAGGAAGAGGAGGUUGAGAAGGAAGACAAUAAUGAUGAGGAUGAAGAUGAUCCCUUCCAGUUUGAGGAAAUCUUGCCCUCUAAGAGUAACGCAAAGAAAACAAAAAUUUCGCCCGUCAAGCCAAAAUCACAGAAUACUGUGCCCGUUCCUACUUUCCUUCAUCCCUCCACAUCACGAUGCUUUCCAGAGGAGACUGACAAUGAUGAUGAUUAUGAUUUAGAAUCAAAGUGGAUUGAUUUGUCAAUCAAGACUGAACCUGAAGAAGCAGGACUCUCUAGUGCUGGGCAAAGGAUUUCAAGGAUGAGCAAUGAUUCUAAUCGAGGUAAUACUGGUUCUGUCAGUGUCUUAGCCUUUCCCGUCAAUGGCUCUCAAAAAGUAUUCAGCAAGACUUCGCACAGAUGCAUGAAAAGACUGCCAAAAAUCAUAUCUUUUGCUGAAAUGAGGAAAGUGAAUUCGGUCACAGGCAGGCCUGUUGGAGCUAAUGGGCACUAAGAAUACUAGAGGAAAGGCACAAAAUGUAUUUUCUUUAUUCAUACAUUGGUGAUAUUUCCCAAGAACCUAAUCAGCAAUAGCGAAUAUAGUUAAUAAUAACGUAUUAAUGUAUGAAAUCUGAGCCGAGUUGGCUUAAGACUGAUGGAUCCACCUGGAAUUAUUUAAAUUGAUUGAGAAAAAAAUAAAUAGAUAAUUCA